This is a messenger RNA of Phycomyces blakesleeanus NRRL 1555(-), 1985 nucleotides long. RefSeq lists its product as hypothetical. Gene Ontology annotation, molecular function: protein binding. The record is from RefSeq and is a predicted model, not a curated record. Bases 4 to 1827 code for a protein of 607 amino acids. NCBI's taxonomy places the organism in Eukaryota, Fungi, Mucoromycota, Mucoromycetes, Mucorales, Phycomycetaceae. The transcript has a single exon.
AUUAUGUGGGCAUCUGAACUGCCCUUUGAGAUUAUUGCACAGAUCGCAGACUUUCUUUUAAAGAAUGACAAGUACGAAUGCUCUCUUACUUGCAAGAGGUGGAGAGCUUUGUUUCAACAAUCAAUCUUGAAAAAUAUAAAAGUCGACACUAUGAUAGAACUCGAAGAGAUAUGUAAUCUCAUAAAAAAUCCAACGAGUAACUCUCCGCCUUACGAUCUGAUAGUACAAGGCUUACGGUUUACUGGACCAUGCAAAAUCGAUUUGCAGCAAAGUGACAUUUUUCAAAUAUUACCGAACUUGAAGCAUCUUUUCCUGGAGAGCCUACAUAUUAACCAGGAAGACAUAGGACUGGCAAGUUAUUAUCGUCCGUUAAAGUUCCUAGUUAGCAUAAAGCUUCAAAUUAAGGUCGUAAAACUGCCAAUGGCGACGGAUAUUCUUGUUGAGUAUUUGGAAAAUAUACCCCAUCUACAAAAGUUAGACGUUACCGCGUAUUCCUCUGUUUCGCCACUUCGAUUUUCAUCCAAUAGUUUCAAUACCCUCCACAGAACCUUACCACAUCUCGCAUAUAUUAAGGCCUGUUUAAUUCUUACUGAUAUCCACAAAAAAUAUGUGCAAGAGAUUCCAAAAACUGUACCAGCACUCUCUGUAACGACUCUUGAUCUCAGCAUUGUAGAUUGGGACCAUCCAUGGCUGUACUACUUUACAUACAAAUAUCCUUACCUACGUACUUUAAUGUGGAGAACCUCAUGCGCAGCCACUGGAUGGAUCGUUAAAAAUUACGAAGAAAGAAACGUGGCUCUUCUCCAUUCAAUUGCAACAGUAUUUCCACAUCUAGAAACAGUCGACUUCUACACAGAAGAUUGUACAGAAUGGUCACACGCUAUUUUCUGGGACCUUCUUUGUCGAUCAAAUGUACCUAUCAAAACCAUAAAGUACGAAACCAAAUAUUCUGACUGUGAAGCUAGUUUCCUAAAGACAAUUAUUCAACGAUUUUUGCAAUCCUUUUCGAAAACCAUUGAAACGUUUUCUAUUGUCGGUAAUAUGCGGUUUAAAUUUAAGAAUAUCGCAAGACCAGAAUUCUCUUAUUGUCCACAAUUGGUGGAUCUUGAAAUCAAAUUCUCUGGCGUAUCGAUUGCUUUGGAUAACUUGUUGGAUAACUGUAUAGCCCUAAGGCAAUUUAAAUAUGUGGACGGAAGACUGUACAUUGAUUCGAAAACAUAUGGCGAGCCAAUGCAACAUGGACUACAAACUUUGGAUACAGACGGUGUUGUUGCAAAUGCCGCUGUAUUUGACUACUUGUCUUUUAGAUGUAGAAGCCUGGAAUAUAUGGAUUUAACUCAAGCCCAGAUUUGUGGAUCACUUUCUGACGAUACUAGAAGUCUACACAUCAACAUGAUUUACACCAGACUUAAAGUACUAAAUGUUUUCCGUGCAAGAUUCUAUUCGUCUGAUGAACGUAUGAAUAAGAACACCAUCAUAAACUUGGUAUUGCUCUCUCAGUUAACUGACACUGGACUGUCAAGCGAAAAGCGACAACUCAGAAACAUGGGCCCUAAUGUAAAACAUCUAGCUUGGCUCCACCUCUACUGCAAAUUAGAUUACCCAUCAGAUUAUGCACCAAAGAUCAGGAAUCUCUCAGAACAAGAAGUUGUUACCAUUACCAAUUAUUAUCAAAAAAGAUUAUUCAAAGAGAGUGUCACUGUACAAGAAGCUGAACGAUCUAUUAAUGGGCAGACUUUCGCGGAAGAUUGGAAAGCGGAUCUUUACAGAGGCUACGCCGAACUAAGGUGUGGAUUCAUAGCCGACUGCCGUGUUCCUUUAUCGUAGAUUAAGUGAGACCAUUUCAAGAGUAUAUUUUCUGAUUACUUGUAAAGUAUAUUUGAUAUCUUUGUUAUAUUUCUUUAUUUAUAUGUAUUUAUAUAUUUGAAACUUGAUUAGGUAAUGUCAGUGGUUCUACUUGAUUAAUAAAACAAUUACAUUAUAUG